AUGACUCGUGUCAGUCUUUAUGUAGGCGGUCAGGUGCGUAAGAUCCCUGUGAGAUCCCUGGCUGGGCUGCCACACCUGGAGUGGCUGGAUCUCCAUCAGAAUGAGCUGACCGACACCUCCCUCGCUCCCACCCUGUUCCGAAAUCUGUCAAUCCUGAAGAAACUCAACCUGGACAACAACAAUCUGACAAAGAUCCCACUUCUGCCACAAUCGCUUGAGGAGCUCAAGAUCAAUGACAACAAAAUCAGUUGGCUUACACCCCACAGCUUCAAAGGUUUGUUCAAACUGCUGACUCUGGAACUCCAAGGCAAUGGCCUCCAUGAGGGAAAGGUGUCCCCUCUGACCUUCAGGCCACUCCGGAAACUAAUCCAACUACGACUGGAUGACAACCAGUUUAGAGCAAUCCCAUCAGGGCUGCCUCCCUCCCUUCAGAGGCUCCGGUUCUCACAAAACCAAUUGGAGGAGCUGACAGUAAACUCUCUGAAGCUGAUCCAACUUAAGGUUCUGGUCCUGAGUCAGAACAGGCUGCAGGAUGACCGCAUAGCACCACGAGCAUGGACGCAUCUACCGAAGCUGGAGGUUCUUGACCUGUCCCACAAUGAGCUUCUCCGCAUUCCCUCCUUCUUGCCGGUUCCUCUGCGACAUCUGUCUGUGCACCACAACCAGAUUGAAAGCAUCCCGGGCCUGGUGUUUAGUCACCUCCGACCAGGCCUCGUGUACCUGCAUCUGGCGCACAACAGGUUGGAUGAGGGUGGCCUGGAAACUGCAGCCUUUCAGGGCUCGGAAGACACACUGGCUCAGCUGCUGCUGGACCACAACCAGCUGCGGUCUGUUCCAUCGGCACUUCCACGACUUCAAGCUCUGCGGUUGCUUCGGCUCGACCACAACCUCAUCAGAUACGUCCCACCGAACUCCAUCUGUGACACCCGGAUCCACAAGAACUCCACCCUGGCCUCCCUCCAUCUGGAGAACAACCCGAUUGACUGCAGUGACGUCCAGCCUGCCGCUUUCUCCUGUGUUGAGGUUGUUCGGGGACUUCAUCCCCAGUGCCACAAGGGGGAAGAAUAGGCCGUAUAGGAUGGGGUUCGCCCGAGUUACCACCUCCUUCUCUCUGCUCCCUGCCCUGUAUCCUCUUCCCACAUUUAUUUUAGCUGGGAAAACUUGGCCUUUCCUCAAC
Molecule: messenger RNA, 1177 nt
Organism: Paramormyrops kingsleyae
Lineage: Eukaryota; Metazoa; Chordata; Actinopteri; Osteoglossiformes; Mormyridae
Product: extracellular matrix protein 2-like
Biological process (GO): extracellular matrix organization; positive regulation of cell-substrate adhesion
Cellular component (GO): extracellular matrix
Molecular function (GO): heparin binding; protein binding; collagen V binding
Source: RefSeq, a predicted model, not a curated record